Molecule: messenger RNA, 2043 nt
Organism: Vespa velutina
Lineage: Eukaryota; Metazoa; Arthropoda; Insecta; Hymenoptera; Vespidae
Gene: Ts
Product: thymidylate synthase
Exons: 4
Coding region: 177-1109 (310 amino acids)
Biological process (GO): dTMP biosynthetic process
Cellular component (GO): cytosol; mitochondrion
Molecular function (GO): thymidylate synthase activity
Source: RefSeq, a predicted model, not a curated record
UCGUUAGAUUAGAAUAAUUUAUAAUAAUAUUUCAACAAACGUUUAAUUUUAAUGAUAAACUUUUUAAAAAAAUAUAUCUGAAAAAAUUUCUUCAAUCAAAUGCAUACAUCCUGUAUGCAUUUACAUGAGAGUCUGAGGAUAUCCGUUAAAGGUUAUUAAGUAAAAAAAGUUGCAUUAUGUCUCAAAGGAAUGAUUGUGAAGUAACAGAGGAAUUAAAUAAUUCCAAUAAAUCCGAAGACCAUGACCAUGAUGAAUAUCAAUAUUUGCAUUUAAUAGAGAAAAUAAUUAAUACCGGAGCGAAGAAAAACGAUAGAACCGGAGUCGGUACUUAUUCGAUUUUUGGAACGCACAUGCGUUUCAAUUUACAAAAUGGAUCAUUUCCAUUGUUGACCACAAAACGAGUUUUUUGGCGAGGUGUCGUUGAAGAAUUAUUAUGGUUCAUUAAAGGAUCAACUAAUGCAAAAGAAUUGGCAGAUAAAGGGAUUCAUAUUUGGGAUGCCAAUUCUUCACGUGAAUAUCUUGAUUCUUGCGGUCUUACAUUAAGAGAGGAAGGUGAUUUAGGCCCUGUAUAUGGAUUUCAAUGGAGAUAUUAUGGUGCUGAAUAUAAAAAUAUGCAUACAAAUUAUAAAGGACAAGGUAUAGAUCAAUUGAAGGAUGUCAUUCAAAAGAUAAAAGACUCACCGGAUGAUAGAAGAAUAAUAAUGACAGCAUGGAAUCCAGUUGAUAUCCCAAAAAUGGCUUUACCACCUUGUCAUUGUCUCGUACAAUUUUAUGUACAAAAUGGAACGUUGUCGUGUCAACUUUAUCAAAGAAGUGCUGAUAUGGGUCUAGGUGUACCAUUCAAUAUAGCAUCAUAUUCUCUAUUAACUUAUAUGGUGGCUCACAUUACAAAUUUAAAGCCAGGUGAAUUCGUGCACACAAUGGGUGAUUGUCAUGUAUAUGUAAAUCAUAUAUCGGUACUUAAAGAACAAGUAAAACGUACACCGAGGCCAUUUCCAAUAUUGAAAAUAAUUGGGGACGUUAAGGAUAUAGAUGACUUUACGGUUGAUAAUUUUGAGCUAAUCGAUUACAAUCCACAUCCAAAAAUUAAUAUGCAAAUGGCAAUAUGAUUUUUCUUUUUUGUCUUCUUUUCUUUUCUUUUCUUUUCCUCAUUUUCUUUCUUUAUCUUUCCUAUUAGAGACUUCAGGUACAAGUAUAAAAAUAAGAACUUCUUUUUUUCUUCUUUUCUUUCUUUUUUUUCUUUUUUUUUUUUUUUUUUUUUAAGAAAUUUUCCUUAACAGACAGUAUAUUAUUUUAUAUAUACUUUUGAUCUGGUGAAUAUAGAAUAAAUGUAUCUUCUGCUUGUGACUUCUUUUUUUUACUUUUUUUUUUCUUUUUUUUUCUAGUAAGUAUUACACUUUAUUAUAUUUCAUUUUAUUUUAUUAUUAUUAUUAUUCUUUUUUUUUCUUCUCUAAUAAAAGUUAUAUUUCUAAUAAACCUGUACCUUAAAAAGUAUACUCUUUGAUAGCAUUUUAUAUAUAUAUAUAUAUAUAUAUAUAUAUAUAUACAUAUAUAUAUACGUAUAUAUAUGUAUAUAUAGAUAUUAUCCAUGUGCGAGUCUGUCCCCCCUCCCCCUGCCUCCCCCCUCCCCUUGAUGAAUAUAUAAUUAACAAAAAUGUAAUAAACAAUGAUAAUUCUAUCAUGUAAAUUAUAUACAAAUUACAUGAUAGAAAUAUAAGCACGGGUUGCAGACAAGCAUAUGUAUAUUUGUGUUAUUUUAUGUUUGUAUUAUUUACGUGUAUAUGUCUAUGUAUAUGUGCUUGUGUGUAUAGAUUAUUAUAUAAGAAGACUUACUAUAAGCAGUUCCCAACUCAAACACAAUAAUGUGACUUGUUUAUAAUAUUAUGAUAAUUAUAUCUUAAUCGAUCUCUGUAUGAAGUGAUAUAUCAGGAAAUAUAUAUAUAUAUAUCCUCAUAUAUAGAGAAAUUAAAAUUAUUUUUAUAAAAGGCAAAGAGAUGUGUAGCUGAAUUUUUAUAUAAAUACAUUUUUUUAAGACACGUAUCA